AUGGGUUGGUUCGGAGGUUCGAAUACACAAGCUCCACCGUCAAAAGUCUCUGUGGUGUCAGAGUACCAGGAGCCGAAACCGCAGCAGUAUCUAGAAGACCUACCUCCCAAAUUCGAGGAUGUUGAACCACCUCGAAGGCCGCCACCAUCACCUUCAUCAUCGUCACUGCUGCUGCUGCUGCUGCCACUGUCACAGGAAAAGCCUACGCUUGCAGAUGCAGCGAGAACGAUUUCUUGGUCCGACUUUACCGUGGAGCGGUACAUCAACAUGCCAUGUUUUCGAGAAGCCAUGAUCACUGGGUUCCAAGCAAUGGGGGUAUUGGGAGUUGUCACAUUCUUGGUCCACAAAAACGUUAAGAAAUCGCUCAAUUGGUCCGUGGGCGGGUUCUUUUUGGGCAAUUUGGUUGGAUGGGAACAGUGCAGGAGUCUUAGGAGAAGAUCUUUUGAGAUGGUAGAAAAGGCAAAGAGGGACAAGGAGGAAAGAAAUAGGAAGAAACUUGAGGCGAUGGUCAAGGGCCAACUGGAUCAAAGCGAUCUUGAAAAGUUUGAAGAUUUCAACAAUCGGAGUAAAUAG
This is a messenger RNA of Lodderomyces beijingensis, 573 nucleotides long. NCBI's taxonomy places the organism in Eukaryota, Fungi, Ascomycota, Pichiomycetes, Serinales, Debaryomycetaceae. The record is from the annotation of a GenBank genome assembly.